AUGCGGGGAUUUCUGGGCUUCGUGGCUUCCUUCUAUCCUCUCCUCGUGAGGGGACAGGUCUUUUCAAGCUGGGAUGUCUCCAACGGAACCACUACGCUGUUAGGGAACUCAUUUGGCGUGUCCGGCGUUGAGGCGGAAUAUGACUACAUUGUUGUUGGUGCAGGUACAGCUGGUGGCGCCGUCGCUGCUAGACUGGCUCUUGCUGGCUUCUCUGUCGGACUUGUCGAGGCCGGUUCGUUCUACGACCUGGACAAUGGGAACAAGACCACGGUUCCGGGCUAUGACCAAACCACCCAUCCAAAUGACCCCUUGGACUCCCUAGUUGACUAUGACUUUGUGACCGAGCCGGAGCCGGGUUUGAAUGGUCGUCAACUGCAUUAUUCGGCUGGAAGAACCUUUGGUGGAGGUUCGGCCGUAAACCUCAUGGGUUACCAACGCUUCACUGUGGGAACCUUUGAUCGAUGGGCCGAGAAGAUUGGCGACGACUCCUGGAAGUGGGAUGGAGUGUUCCCCUUCUACAAGAAGAGCGCAAACUUCACUCCUCCCAACUACGACAAGAUAGAUCCUCGGUUCAACAUCAGCUAUGACGCCGCGGCAUUUGACGUGGACGCCGACGCUCCUCUACAGAUCUCAUACGGCAACAACUAUCAGGACUACGGUCCCGGUGUUGCCGAAGGAUUUGAAAACAUGGGCUUGGAUCACAUCCCUGGGCUCAACAGUGGCUACCUCAUUGGAUAUGGUACCAUGAGCGCAACUGUUGAUCCCAAGGCGGCGACUCGGGAUACUUCGGCCACGUCAUUUGUUAAGAAAGCGAUCGACGAAGGAACCAAACUCAAGAUCUAUCAGACCACUACCGCCAAGCGCAUUCUGUUCGACGAGAACAAGAAGGCCACUGGUGUGGAGGUUGAGGCAGUGGGACCGAGGCCCUUCACCUACAAGUUGAAUGCGACGAAGGAAGUCAUUGUCUCGGCUGGAGCGUUCCGCUCUCCCCAACUGCUUUUGGUGUCUGGCAUUGGACCGGAGAAGAUCCUGAAGGAGCACAACAUCUCGACCGUUGCUAUCUCGGAAGGAGUUGGUCAGAAUACCGAGGACCAAGUGUGGCUCGGCUUCUCCUGGGGAGUCAGUGUCAAGACCAAGACCCAGAUAGUUCUGGGUAACCCCGAUUACGUCGUGCCUGCGGUGGAGGAGUAUCUGACCAACCAGUCUGGUCCGCUGUCCGGCAUUGGAGCCGGAGAGUUUACAGGAUGGGAGAAAGUUCCCAAAGCCAAUCGCAGGAAUCUCAGCAACGCCACGCUCGAAUGGCUGGACUCGUUCCCGUCAGACUGGCCCGAUAUCGAGUUUCAGGACAUCGCCUUCGCAGCAGUGCCCGAGAACAUCACUGCGGAUGGCAAUUAUAUGACUCUCGGUGCGGCUCUGUUGACGCCCAAGUCCCGCGGAAACGUCACCAUCAAGAGCGCCGACAUGAACGAUUACCCGGUCAUCACAAUGAACUACCUGCUCGACCCGGUGGACCAAGAAGUUGCGGUGGAGGCCUUCAAACGUAAUCGCGAAUGGGGCCGAGGGUCAGGCAUUCUGGUGGAUGAGUUUGAUCCUCCUGCCUCGAUCAAGACAGAUGAGGAGAUCCUCGAGUGGCUCAAGCAGGAAGCGACGUUUAUCUAUCACGUCAGUUCGAGCUGUGCGAUGGGAAGGGAUGAUAACCCGGCCGCCGUGCUCGACACUGAAGCUCGUGUCCGUGGAGUUUCGGGACUCCGGGUUGUCGAUGCAAGCUCCAUGCCGACUCUUGGUCCCGGUCAUCCCAUGGCAACGAUUUACAUGCUGGCGGAGAAGAUCGCCAAUGCAAUCAUCAAAGGGAAGCUAGAAUGA
Messenger RNA from Aspergillus melleus, 1863 nucleotides. RefSeq names its product GMC family oxidoreductase. The transcript has 9 exons. Gene Ontology annotation, biological process: secondary metabolite biosynthetic process. Bases 1 to 1863 code for a protein of 620 amino acids. Lineage: Eukaryota; Fungi; Ascomycota; Eurotiomycetes; Eurotiales; Aspergillaceae. Gene Ontology annotation, molecular function: oxidoreductase activity, acting on CH-OH group of donors; flavin adenine dinucleotide binding. The record is from RefSeq and is a predicted model, not a curated record.